AUGCUAAUCAUUUUCAAUAUCCAAAAAAUUCAAUUUACUAAAAAAGGUUUUUUAUUAAUUAUUCUAUGUAGAGUCACUAAAGGUUUUUGAUAAUGAAUAUCAUCAAAGAUAUUAAGGCGAGUUUAAUAAGUGAAUAUCAAGAAUCUUUUGACUUUGAUGUGUAGAAUAAUUAUGUGUGAUAUUGGGAACAAGAUAUAAAUGCUAAGGUCUCCUACAUUUUAAUUUUGAUCUCAAUACUAAGUCUUUUCCAAUUAUUUAAGUUUAACUGCCAUUUGUAUCUUAAGAAAAAAUAAGAUUUUAUUCUCAUAUAUAUGUUUAUGUAUUAAUAAUACGAUUAAGAAUUAAGGAAUUCAGGACCUAUGUUUUAAUGAAUAAUAUAAAAUAGUUUAAUUUUAUAAUAGAAAAUAGAAUUAACAAUUCACUAUUAAAAUCGUUAUACUAAGUAACAUUACAAGAUCAUAAACAAGGAAAAUAGAUUCUCUGA
This is a messenger RNA of Paramecium octaurelia, 484 nucleotides long. NCBI's taxonomy places the organism in Eukaryota, Ciliophora, Oligohymenophorea, Peniculida, Parameciidae. The record is from the annotation of a GenBank genome assembly.